AUGGAAAACUAUCAGAAGUUGGAAAAGGUCGGCGAGGGAACAUAUGGAGUUGUUUACAAGGCUCGCGACCUCGCCAACAGCGGGCGCAUCGUGGCGCUCAAAAAGAUCCGUCUCGAGGCCGAGGACGAAGGCGUGCCCAGCACCGCCAUCCGCGAAAUAUCGCUGCUCAAGGAGAUGAAGGACCCCAACAUUGUGCGCCUGCUCAACAUUGUCCACGCCGACGGCCACAAGCUGUACCUCGUCUUCGAGUUCCUCGACCUCGACCUCAAAAAGUACAUGGAGGCCCUGCCCGUCAGCGACGGCGGCCGCGGCAAGGCCCUGCCCGAGGGCUCCUCCAUCAACGUGACGCAGCUCGGCCUCAACGACACCGUCAUCCAGAAGUUCAUGACGCAGCUAUGCGAGGGCAUCCGGUACUGCCACUCGCACCGCGUCCUGCACCGCGACCUCAAGCCCCAGAACCUGCUCAUCGACAAGGACGGCAACCUGAAGCUCGCCGACUUUGGCCUCGCCCGCGCCUUUGGCGUGCCCCUGCGUACAUACACCCACGAGGUCGUCACCCUGUGGUACCGCGCCCCCGAGAUCCUGCUCGGCGGCCGCCAGUAUUCGACGGGCGUCGACAUGUGGUCCGUCGGCUGCAUCUUUGCCGAGAUGUGCACCCGGAAACCCCUCUUCCCCGGCGACUCGGAGAUUGACGAGAUUUUCAAAAUCUUCCGCGCGCUCGGCACCCCGACCGAGGAGCUGUGGCCCGGCGUCACGUCGUACCCCGACUUCAAGUCGUCGUUCCCCAAGUGGCAGCGAAACUACAAGAACUCGCUCUGCCAGAACCUCGACACAAAGGGCCUCGAUCUGCUCGAGAUGAUGCUCGUCUACGACCCGGCCGGCCGCAUCUCGGCCAAGCAGGCUUGCAACCACCCCUACUUUGAGGACUACGCCGCCCAGCAGCAGGCAGCCGUGGGCCGCGUCAACGGCUACUACCAUUAG
Hirsutella rhossiliensis is the source of this 981-nucleotide messenger RNA. Its product is annotated as kinase. The transcript is spliced from 3 exons. The coding region runs from base 1 to 981 and encodes 326 amino acids. Gene Ontology annotation, molecular function: cyclin-dependent protein serine/threonine kinase activity; cyclin binding; ATP binding. The record is from RefSeq and is a predicted model, not a curated record. Gene Ontology annotation, biological process: regulation of gene expression; G1/S transition of mitotic cell cycle; signal transduction. Gene Ontology annotation, cellular component: cyclin-dependent protein kinase holoenzyme complex; cytoplasm; nucleus. NCBI's taxonomy places the organism in Eukaryota, Fungi, Ascomycota, Sordariomycetes, Hypocreales, Ophiocordycipitaceae.